This is a messenger RNA of Aureobasidium vineae, 990 nucleotides long. The record is from the annotation of a GenBank genome assembly. NCBI's taxonomy places the organism in Eukaryota, Fungi, Ascomycota, Dothideomycetes, Dothideales, Saccotheciaceae.
AUGGCUACUUCCAAGUACACCGACUUCACUCAAAAAGAUUUCGUCUACAAAACUGUCAACAAUCACAAAAUCUCCACCACUGUCCUUGUUCCGAAAAACAUCAAACCAGGGAAACAUCCACUGCUCGUCCACUUCCACGGCGGGUUUCUGAUAUGCGGAUCUAAACUCUACGAAGAAUGGCAUGCAACAUGGACAAUCCAAUUAGCAGCGCAAAAGAACGCCAUCCUCGUCACACCAAACUACCGACUCUUGCCCGAAGCAAACGGUAAACAAGUCCUCGACGACAUUACAGACUUUUGGUCUUGGACAAAAACCUCACUACCUACAGAAGUGGACAAAAUGGCAAAAGGUGUAGACGUGGAUCUAAACAACGUACUGGUAGCCGGAGAAUCAGCAGGCGGAUACCUAGCCAUCCAAUCAGCACUGCUUUUCCCUGAUGCUGGGAUCAAAGCAGUGAUAUCGCAAUACGGCAUGCUAAACAACAAAAUCGCCCACUUUGCGCAAAGAGGGGAAAAGCACAUGGCUGGGGCGCCCCAGCAACCAGAGUCUGAAAUCGAUGAUUAUUUGAGAGACAUGAAGGAAGGAGCGGUGAGGACAGAAACGCAUCCGUGGGAGUUGUGGUUGUUUAUCUGUGCUACUGUGCAGGCUGGGCGGUAUUUGGAGUUCUUGGGCGAUGGGGAAGGUGUGCAUGCGAUUGACAAUCUUGAGACGGCCAAGAGUGUCCCUGCAUGUUGGGUCAUUCAUGGCAAGGAGGAUUCGCUGGUAAGUCUAGUGAGGGAGAAUGGAACGAGACGAGCUCGGUUGCUGACAGAUAAAAGGNUGCCUAUUGAAGCCUCGAACAACUUUGUUGACAAGCUUAAGCAAACCCAUCCUGAUACGCCUUUGAGGUACACGAUACAACCUGGCGAGCAUGGAUUCGAUGGUGCAGUGACCAUGGAUGCAGACUGGGUUAAGGAAGGUUGUGCUUGGCUUGACCAAUAUUGGCCUUGA